Podarcis lilfordi (Lilford's wall lizard) is the source of this 7559-nucleotide messenger RNA. Lineage: Eukaryota; Metazoa; Chordata; Lepidosauria; Squamata; Lacertidae. The record is from the annotation of a GenBank genome assembly.
GGGAGGCGGGCCCUUCGCCACGAGCGACCAAUAGGCGUCCGGGAGGGCGGCGGAGCCAGCCAGAGCGGCGCCAUGGCGGAGAGCGACUGGGACACGGUGACGGUGCUGCGCAAGAAGGGGCCCAGCGCGGCCCAGGCCAAGUCCAAGCAGGUGAGCGGAGGCCUCUCCCCGCACGACCGCCGCCGGCCCUCUCACGGGGCGCUCUGAAGGGGCCCGGCCGCGUCGCGCCCCUCCAAAGCCCCUCGCCCCGCAGGCCACGCCCCCCGGCGGCUCCCAUUGGCCGAGCCCCUCGCCCGCCAAGAUGGCGGCGCGCCAGGCCACGCCCUCUCAAAAUGGCGGCCGGAAUUCUCCUCAGAAAAGACUUUUGAUAAGACUGAAAGACUUCAGUUGAUAUUUCAGUUGAAAUUCCCAUUUAAAUUCAACAGAACUCUUGAAAGGGGAUGAAAAAGGAAUAGGUUCUAUUCGAUUUAAAUUUUAAGUUCCCUUCAAAUUAAGUUAAAAAUGAACAAGCUCUUUAAAUUCAAUUAAAAUGAAUGAAUUCCAUUGGAUUUAAAUAGGAUUAAAAAGGAAUAGGUUCCGUUCCAUUUGAAUUUUAAGUUCUAUUCAAAUGAAAAAGGAGCAAGCUCCAUUCAAUUGAAUGAGAAAUAAGGGAAUUGCAUUCAAAUUGGGUUAAAAAUAAGUCAGUUCCAUUAAAUGGAAUUAAAAAUAAAUUGCAAAUAAGUGAAUUGCAUUCAAUUUAAAUUGGGUUAAAAAGAAGUGAGUUUCAUUGAGUUGAAUGAAAAGUAAAUUAACUGCAUUCAGUUUAAAUUGGAUUAGAAAUAAGUGAGUUCCAUUCAAUGGGAUUAAAAAUAAAUUAAUUGCAAAUAAGUGAAUUGCAUUCAAUUUAAAUUGGAUUAAAAAUAAGGGAGUUCCAUUAAAUGGGAUUAAAAAUAAAUUAAUUGCAUUCAGUUUAAAUUGGAUUAAAAAUAAGUCAGUUCCAUUAAAUGGGAUUAAAAAUAAAUUAAUUGCAAAUAAGUGAAUUGCAUUCAAUUUAAAUUGGGUUAAAAAUAAGUGAGUUCCAUUAAAUGGAAUUAAAAAUAAAUUGCAAAUAAGUGAAUUGCAUUCAAUUUAAAUUGGGUUAAAAAGAAGUGAAUUCCAGUCAGUUGAAUGAAAAGUAAAUUAAUUGCAUUCAGUUUAAAUUGGAUUAAAAAUAAGUCAGUUCCAUUAAAUGGGAUUAAAAGUAAAUUAAUUGCAAAUAAGUGAAUUGCAUUCAAUUUAAAUUGGGUUAAAAAGAAGUGAAUUCCAUUCAGUUGAAUGAAAAGUAAAUUAAUUGCAUUCAGUUUAAAUUGGAUUAGAAAUAAGUCAGUUCCAUUCAAUGGGAUUAAAAAUAAAUUAAUUGCAAAUAAGUGAAUUGCAUUCCAUUUAAAUUGGAUUAAAAAGAAGUGAGUUCCAUUAAAUGGGAUUAAAAAUAAAUUGCAAAUAAGUGAAUUGCAUUCAAUUUAAAUUGGGUUAAAAAUAAGUGAGUUCCAUUCAAUGGGAUUAAAAAUAAAUUGCAAAUAAGUGAAUUGCAUUCAGUUUAAAUUGGAUUAAAAAUAAGUCAGUUCCAUUCAAUGGGAUUAAAAAUAAAUUAAUUGCAAAUAAGUGAAUUGCAUUCCAUUUAAAUUGGGUUAAAAAUAAGUGAGUUCCAUUAAAUGGGAUUAAAAAUAGAUUAAUUGCAAAUAAGUGAAUUGCAUUCAAUUUAAAUUGGGUUAAAAAGAAGUGAGUUCCAUUCAGUUGAAUGAAAAGUAAAUUAAUUGCAUUCAGUUUAAAUUGGAUUAAAAAUAAGUCAGUUCCAUUCAAUGGGAUUAAAAAUAAAUUAAUUGCAAAUAAGUGAAUUGCAUUCAGUUUAAAUUGGGUUAAAAAGAAGUGAGUUCCAUUCAGUUGAAUGAAAAGUAAAUUAAUUGCAUUCAGUUUAAAUUGGAUUAAAAAUAAGUGAGUUCCAUUCAAUGGGAUUAAAAAUUUAUUAAUUGCAAAUAAGUGAAUUGCAUUCAAUUUAAAUUGGGUUAAAAAGAAGUGAGUUCCAUUCAGUUGAAUGAAAAGUAAAUUAACUGCAUUCGGUUUAAAUUGGAUUAGAAAUAAGUCAGUUCCAUUCAAUGGGAUUAAAAAUAAAUUAAUUGCAAAUAAGUGAAUUGCAUUCCAUUUAAAUGGGAUUAAAAAUAAGUCAGUUCCAUUCAAUGGGAUUAAAAAUAAAUUAAUUGCAAAUAAGUGAAUUGCAUUCAAUUUAUAUUGGAUUAAAAAGAAGUGAGUUCCGUUAAAUGGGAUUAAAAAUAAAUUAAUUGCAAAGAAGUGAAUUGCAUUCCAUUUAAAUUGGAUUAAAAAUAAGUGAGUUCCAUUCAGUUGAAUGAAAAGUAAAUUAAUUGCAUUCAGUUUAAAUUGGAUUAAAAAUAAGUAAGUUCCAUUCAAUGGUUGGACUGUGAUUAUGGUGAUUAUAUUAACACCCUGAUUUGAUUCUGAUUAUAUUAGACAAGACCCUGGUUUAAUUCUGAUUAAAUUAAACAGGACCCUGGUUUGAUUUUGAUUAUAUUAGACAGGACCCUGGUUUGAUUCUGAUUAUAUUAGACAGGGCCUAAUAACCAAUCGGAAUAAAUGAAAAUCUGUAAAUUAAUUCUACUUUGCCCUAGUCUCAUAACAAAGAAGGGAAGACUUUACAACGCGGGCAGAAGGAGAGACAGUGCAUGCACUUUUGCAAACUAAGAAAAUCCUAAUUAAAAAGAAGAAAAAUUUAAUCCUAAUUAAAAAGAAGAAAAAUUCAUCCUUGUUCUUUUCGGGCUCCUCCUGUCCCUCUUUUCUGCCCCAGGCUGUCCUUGCGGCUCAGAGGCGAGGCGACGAUGUCGAGACCUCCAAGAAAUGUAAGUUUCCCGCUCCUGCCUGCAAUUUUUCACGGUAUUUUGCUCGAGCUUCUUGUCUUGAGUCGCUUGGAGGUUUCCUCCAGCGAAAUUUCUUCAUUAUUAUUAUUUGUGGAAUUUAUUUACUGCCAUAGACGCGCAGCUCUCAGGGUGGGAGAAAGACACAGCGGGUUUUUUGACCGGGGAAGAGGGAAAAAGAGAUUUUCCUGUGCCUGGAAAAUCCCUUCUUUUGGCUGCUGGUCCCUUAUUUUCAAAUCUGCAAGUUGCAUCCUUCCUCCUCCUUGGGUACCACUCCUCCUCCUUGAAGCAUCCUUCCUGUCUCCUCCUGCAUCCUUCCUCCUCCUCCUCCUUGGGUACCACUCUUCCUCCUUGAAGCAUCCUUCUUCUUCCUGUCUCCUCCUGCAUCCUUCCUCCUCCUCCUCCUUGGGUACCACUCCUCCUCCUUGAAGCAUCCUUCCUGUCUCCUCCUGCAUCCUUCCUCCUCCUCUUCCUUGGGUACCACUCCUCCUCCUUGAAGCAUCCUUCUUCUUCCUGUCUCCUCCUGUAUCCUUCCUCCUCCUCCUCCUCCUCCUUGGGUACCACUCUUCCUCCUUGAAGCAUCCUUCUUCUUCCUGUCUCCUCCUGCAUCCUUCAUCCUCCUCCUCCUCCUCCUUGGGUACCACUCCUCCUCCUUGAAGCAUCCUUCUUCUUCCUGUCUCCUCCUGCAUCCUUCAUCCUCCUCCUCCUCCUUGGGUACCACUCCUCCUCCUUGAAGCAUCCUUCUACUUCUUGUCUCCUCCUGCAUCCUUCCUCCUCCUCUUCCUUGGGUACCACUCCUCCUCCUUGAAGCAUCCUUCUUCUUCCUGUCUCCUCCUGUAUCCUUCCUCCUCCUCCUCCUUGGGUACCACUCCUCCUCCUUGAAGCAUCCUUCUUCUUCCUGUCUCCUCCUGCAUCCUUCAUCCUCCUCCUCCUCCUCCUUGGGUACCACUCCUCCUCCUUGAAGCAUCCUUCUUCUUCCUGUCUCCUCCUGCAUCCUUCCUCCUCCUCCUCCUUGGGUACCACUCUUCCUCCUUGAAGCAUCCUUCUUCUUCCUGUCUCCUCCUGCAUCCUUCCUCCUCCUCCUCCUUGGGUACCACUCCUCCUCCUUGAAGCAUCCUUCUUCUUCCUGUCUCCUCCUGCAUCCUUCCUCCUCCUCCUCCUUGGGUACCACUCCUCCUCCUUGAAGCAUCCUUCCUGUCUCCUCCUGCAUCCUUCCUCCUCCUCCUCCUUGGGUACCACUCCUCCUCCUUGAAGCAUCCUUCCUGUCUCCUCCUGUAUCCUUCCUCCUCCUCCUCCUUGGGUACCACUCCUCCUCCUUGAAGCAUCCUUCUUCUUCCUGUCUCCUCCUGCAUCCUUCCUCCUCCUCCUCCUUGGGUACCACUCCUCCUCGUUGAAGCAUCCUUCCUGUCUCCUCCUGCAUCCUUCCUCCUCCUCCUCCUUGGGUACCACUCCUCCUCGUUGAAGCAUCCUUCCUGUCUCCUCCUGCAUCCUUCCUCCUCCUCUUCCUUGGGUACCACUCCUCCUCCUUGAAGCAUCCUUCCUGUCUCCUCCUGCAUCUUUCCUCCUCCUCCUCCUUGGGUACCACUCCUCCUCCUUGAAGCAUCCUUCCUGUCUCCUCCUGCAUCCUUCCUCCUCCUCUUCCUUGGGUACCACUCCUCCUCCUUGAAGCAUCCUUCCUGUCUCCUCCUGCAUCUUUCCUCCUCCUCCUCCUUGGGUACCACUCCUCCUCCUUGAAGCAUCCUUCUUCUUCCUGUCUCCUCCUGCAUCCUUCCUCCUCCUCCUCCUUGGGUACCACUCCUCCUCCUUGAAGCAUCCUUCUUCUUCCUGUCUCCUCCUGCAUCCUUCCUCCUCCUCCUUGGGUACCACUCCUCCUCCUUGAAGCAUCCUUCCUGUCUCCUCCUGCAUCCUUCCUCCUCCUCCUCCUCCUUGGGUACCACUCUUCCUCCUUGAAGCAUCCUUCUUCUUCCUGUCUCCUCCUGCAUCCUUCCUCCUCCUCCUCCUUGGGUACCACUCCUCCUCGUUGAAGCAUCCUUCCUGUCUCCUCCUGCAUCCUUCCUCCUCCUCCUCCUUGGGUACCACUCCUCCUCGUUGAAGCAUCCUUCCUGUCUCCUCCUGCAUCCUUCCUCCUCCUCUUCCUUGGGUACCACUCCUCCUCCUUGAAGCAUCCUUCCUGUCUCCUCCUGCAUCUUUCCUCCUCCUCCUCCUUGGGUACCACUCCUCCUCCUUGAAGCAUCCUUCUUCUUCCUGUCUCCUCCUGCAUCCUUCCUCCUCCUCCUCCUUGGGUACCACUCCUCCUCCUUGAAGCAUCCUUCUUCUUCCUGUCUCCUCCUGCAUCCUUCCUCCUCCUCUUUGGGUACCACUCCUCCUCCUUGAAGCAUCCUUCUACUUCCUGUCUCCUCCUGCAUCCUUCCUCCUCCUCUUUGGGUACCACUCCUCCUCCUUGAAGCAUCCUUCUACUUCCUGUCCCCUCCUGCAUCCUUCCUCAAAUGCAGAGAUGGGACCCUAGAGGCAUCUAGUCUGACCCCUGAAAUGCAGAGAUGAGACCCCAGAGGCAUCUAGUCUGACCCCUGAAAUGCAGAGAUGGGACCCCCAGAGGCAUCUAGUCUGACCCCUGAAAUGCAGAGAUGGGACCCCCAGAGGCAUCUAGUCUGACCCCUGAAAUGCAGAGAUGGGACCCCCAGAGGCAUCUAGUCUGACCCCUGAAAUGCAGAGAUGGGACCCCCAGAGGCAUCUAGACUGACCCCUGAAAUGCAGAGAUGGGACCCCAAGAGGUAGCACGUGUGGUUUUUUAACCGGGGGAGAGAGACGUAGCUCGCGUGUUGUGACUUCCUGUCCAGACAGGAAGUGAUGUCGCCGCGCAGGGUGGGAUCAACUAAAUAAAUAAUCAUUAUUUUUUAACCGGGGAAGAGAGACAUGGGUAGCAUGUGUUGUUUUUUUAACCGGGGGAGAGAGACGUAGCUCGCGUGUUGUGACUUCCUGUCCGGACAGGAAGUGAUGUCACUUGCUUUGUCCCUCCUCGCAGGGGCGGCGGGCCAGAACAAGCAGCACUCCAUCACGAAGAACACGGCCAAGCUGGACCGGGAGACGGAGGAGCUGCACCACGACCGGGUGCCCCUGGAGGUGGGCAAAGUCAUCCAGCAGGGGCGCCAGGGCAAGGGGUUGACCCAGAAGGACCUGGCGACGGUAAGGAUGAAAAAUUAUUAACUGUUGUGGACGCUCAAAAAAGUCAAAUGAAAAAUAUAAAUCUAUUUGAGGAUAAUUACCCCAAAAAACGGACUAUAAAAAUAAUAAAAUCAUUUCGUUAUAAAAUUAAUUUAUGGUAAAAAAUUCGGAUUUGAAGCGAAGAAAUCGAAAUUCCAAAUUGACAGAAUAGAAAGCAAGACCAAACUACUCUCGAAAAUGUAUCAUUUCUUGUUAGAAUGGAAUACAAAAGAUGAAUCGAUAAAAGAGGCUAUGGGCAAUAGACUUUGGGCAUAAUAUAGAAUAUAACGCACGGGUCCAACUGUGGAAUGAGAAUUUAAAAUUUCAAUUUACGGCGUGCUCUACUUUCAAAGAGAACGUCCUGAACAUGGUUCAUCACUGGUAUCUUAUCUUAUAAUUUGAUAAUGAAAUGAUUUUAGAAUGUGUAUCGUUUUAUUGUUGUUAGCCCGGCUUUGGCUGGGGAGGGCAGGAUAUAAAUAAAUUAUUAUUAUUAUUAUUAUUAUUAUUAUUUGCACCAAUCUAGCAAAAAUGUAUAGGAUGAUUAGCAAAAUCUGUUGGAAAUGUAAAGAAAAGUACCCCAAAGAAUGGAUUAAAUGGAUGGUCUUAUAUACGUGAGAACUGUCGAAAUUGGAAGACAUUCGCAGGACGGAAAGAAAUGGUGCUUUUCGUCUUUUACUAAUGAAACGGUGAAUUAAAGAUAAUUUCCUGCGGAAUUAAAGAUAAUAAUUUAAUUUCCUGCGGAAUUAAAGAUAAUAAUUUAAUUUCCUGCGGAAUUAAAGAUAAUAAUUUCCUGCGGAAUUAAAGAUAAUUAAUGCGGAAGGGAAGGAGGGAAGUCAGCGGCUGUAUGGAGCAUAAAGUGAGAUAGAUGUAAAUACACUGGAUAUUUUGGUUUGUUGGCUUAUCUAAAAACUUAAUUUUUUAAAUUAAAACUGAAUAAAAAACUGAAUCAAAAGUAGAUUCCAAAAAAGAAAAGAAAACGAGAAGCUGCUGCUGCUCGUUUUAAAAAAGGAAGGUGCUUUUGGCCCCGGGACUCGCACUCGGAACCCGGAACCAAGACACCCCCCCCUCUCUCUUUCAGAAAAUCAACGAGAAGCCGCAGGUGAUCGCCGACUACGAGUCGGGCAAGGCCAUCCCUAACAACCAGGUGCUGGGCAAGAUCGAGAGAGCCAUCGGUAAGCGGGGUUGCGGGUUCGAGGAGGGGACCCGGGUUCGAGGGUGCGCGGCUGACCCUCCUCCUCUCUCCCCAGGCCUCAAACUCCGCGGGAGGGACAUCGGGAAACCCCUCGAAAAGGGCCCCAAGGCGCAGUGAGGACAAAGCCUCGAAAGCCGGGGGGCGCCGGGCGCCACGGGGCGCCCGGGGUCUCCCCGCCCUCCCGCCCCGACUCCGGACGGGCGGGAGAAGCCGCCUGCCAGCCGGCGGCCCGUCUCCUCUUUCCGCAGAUUGAAUAAAGCGAAUUGAAAUGGUGGGCGCGUCUC